Messenger RNA from Bipolaris victoriae FI3, 201 nucleotides. RefSeq lists its product as hypothetical. The annotation marks the transcript as partial. NCBI's taxonomy places the organism in Eukaryota, Fungi, Ascomycota, Dothideomycetes, Pleosporales, Pleosporaceae. The transcript is spliced from 2 exons. The record is from RefSeq and is a predicted model, not a curated record.
CGAGCCUGGGUUGCCGAAAAGAAGGAAAGUUGCUAUGCCGUGAGACAACACGAGCUAAAUGGCGCAGGCCUGGCUGCGACUAAUCACGAAGGCGUGGUUACCCAAUAUUUUCCUUCGAUACUCCAGGAACAGGUCAACAAACCCAGAAACCGAGUGGUUGAUGAUCACAAGGUGGGUCGUAAUCGUGUUCCCGGCUCCUAG